UCCCGUUUGUGUGCAACUCUCCGCGAUAUGGAUCCGGAGGGAAAGAUUUUUUCGUAUGGCGCUAUUUCACUGACAAGGAAUCAAGCAGCCAUCUGCGCUCAUUCCACGUCCAGUCUAGGAGGCUUUGUGGGCGCACAGAGUCGUAACGGUAUUAUAAAGGAUUUCUACUCUGUUGACACACCGACACUGGAAUACAAACAACCACUGACGCCUAUCGGCAUGUUCCCGUAUCCACUAUCUGUUGAGAAUUUCACAAUCAUUCGACGUUAUGAUACAGUGGUGAAUAUAUGGAAUGAAUCACUUGCAAGCGGUGAGGUGAUGGAUCUUUCACAAUACUGGGUGGACAUGCCGUACCCACCGAUGUACGCCGCAUUUGUUUUUCCGUUCUUCGAGGUGUACGACGACAACUCUACGGGCGUGGGCUACUUGUUCGAGACGGUAUACACGGCAAAUGUCACCAGUAUGGAGUGGUACAACGCAUCAGAAACUGGAAUUCGCGUGAUGCUAUUAGGCACCAAGUUCCUAGAGGAAGGGCUGCUCGUGUAUGCCAACAACUGGGGUCAGCCACUCUCAAAUGUUUCAGAUGUGUGGAUGUCGACAUGGCAAAAUGAACCAAUGCGGUUCAUGUACGUUGAUGAUGUUACUGA
This is a messenger RNA of Trypanosoma grayi, 647 nucleotides long. Its product is annotated as protein kinase. Lineage: Eukaryota; Euglenozoa; Kinetoplastea; Trypanosomatida; Trypanosomatidae. The record is from RefSeq and is a predicted model, not a curated record. The transcript has a single exon. The annotation marks the transcript as partial.